UUUACGUCAGUAAAGAGGGCAGGGAGGGAAGGAGCUGAGCUACGUGACGCAUAUAACAAUUGUUUAAGAAACCCUUUAUUUAAAGAUAUUUGAAUUCAAUCUACAUAAAGUAGUAAGGCUACGGAUUUCUUUACUCGUUUGCUUGCGUAAAGUGCGCUUAAUUUUGAGAUUAUUGAGACGAACGUAAACAAACGGCCACGCUGACGUGCAGCAGAGAGAAGGACUUCUGUCGUUAUCGCAGACAUGAGAGGAGGUUCGUCCUACGGGGACAGAGACAGGGACCGUGGACGAGACAGGCCUCGGUUCGGGACCAUGAGUGGUCGCGGUGGACCCCCACCUAUGAAGUUUGGAAAUCCAGGUGAACGUCUCCGCAAGAAGAGGUGGAACCUGGACGAGCUGCCAAAAUUUGAGAAGAACUUCUACACUGAGCAUCCUGAGAUCCAACGCCUGACUCAAUACGACGUGGAAGAGUUUCGCAGAAAGAAGGAGAUCACCAUCAGAGGCACAGGCUGUCCAAAGGCUGUCACCGCUUUUCAUCAGGCACAGUUUCCUCAGUAUGUGAUAGAUGUGUUGAUGCAGCAGAACUUCAAGGAGCCCACAGCCAUCCAGUCUCAGGGAUUCCCUCUGGCCCUGAGUGGCAGGGACAUGGUGGGAAUUGCACAGACUGGCUCUGGAAAGACACUGGCUUAUCUUCUUCCUGCUAUUGUGCACAUCAACCACCAGCCCUAUCUGGAGAGAGGUGAUGGGCCAAUUUGUCUGGUGCUCGCUCCAACCAGAGAGUUGGCCCAGCAGGUUCAACAGGUUGCAUAUGACUAUGGCAAGUCUUCCCGUAUCAAAAGCACCUGUGUCUAUGGUGGAGCACCGAAAGGACCACAGAUUAGAGACCUCGAGAGGGGUGUUGAGAUCUGCAUCGCUACACCUGGACGCCUCAUCGACUUCUUGGAGGCAGGGAAGACCAAUCUGCGCCGCUGCACCUAUCUAGUCCUGGACGAAGCUGACCGAAUGCUGGACAUGGGCUUUGAGCCACAGAUCCGUAAGAUAGUUGAACAAAUCAGGCCUGACAGACAGACUCUGAUGUGGAGCGCGACCUGGCCAAAGGAGGUUCGUCAGCUUGCAGAGGACUUCCUGAGGGAUUACGUCCAAAUUAACGUUGGUGCUCUGGAGCUCAGUGCCAACCACAACAUCCUGCAGAUAGUUGAUGUCUGCAUGGAGACUGAAAAGGACAAUAAACUGAUUCAGCUGAUGGAGGAGAUAAUGGCUGAAAAGGAGAACAAAACCAUCAUCUUUGUGGAGACAAAGAAACGUUGCGAUGAUCUUACAAGGAGGAUGAGACGCGACGGAUGGCCAGCCAUGUGUAUCCAUGGAGACAAGAGCCAGCCAGAAAGGGACUGGGUACUCACAGAAUUUCGGAGUGGCAAAGCCCCCAUCCUGAUAGCGACUGAUGUUGCCUCUCGUGGUCUGGAUGUGGAGGACGUCAAGUUCGUCAUCAACUAUGACUAUCCCAAUUCCUCCGAGGAUUACGUCCAUCGUAUUGGACGCACUGCCCGCAGUACCAACAAGGGUACCGCGUACACCUUUUUCACCCCAGGAAAUCUGCGCCAGGCCCGAGACCUUGUCCGGGUGCUGGAGGAGGCCCGGCAAGCCAUCAACCCGAAACUGCUUCAGCUGGUGGACUCGGGCCGUGGAGGAGGCGGCGGCAGGAUGCGUUACCGUGGCAGCAACUCCAACAACCCCAACCUGAUGUACCAGGACGAGUGCGAGCGGCGCAUGCGCUCCAGCGGAGGCAGCGGCAAAGACAACCGCAGCAGCUUCAGCCGGGACGGCCGCAACAGCCGCGACGGGGACCGCUCCUCGUCCUCCUACAGGGACCGGAGCAGGGACCACAGGAACAGCUUCAGCUCCUCCGCCUCCGACCAGUACCAGAGCUACAGCGGCACCGGGGGCGGGGCCUACAACUCCCGCAGCGGGGGCCAGCCCAGCGGCAGCGGAGGUCAGGAUCAGCUCAGCCAGCCGCAGUUCGGCCAGGCUCCUCCUCCAGCGUCAGGAGGGCCGCAGCCUCUGAUGGCCCAGCAGUUUGUCGCACAGCAGCCCCCGCUGAUGGGCUUCAUGGGCCAACCCCCAUAUCCUUUUACCUCCCCCCCGCCUCCUCCUCCAGGCCCCCCACCACCCCGCAAGUAGGAUAUUAGUGUUCUUUGGUGUGUUCACAGUCUAAUUUUGCUUUUACUCUUGUCAGGGGUUUGAAAAGGCAUAUAUCUAAGGAGGUAAGGGCUUAUUUUUUUAUUUGUUUUGUACUUUUUAAUACACCUAACAAGCAGAGAAUAAAUCUUCAAAUGUUACUCUUUGUGUUUUCAACAAUUUUGCUCUCAGCCACAUACCAUUAAACAUUUUAUCGCUUGCGUUUUCAUUCCUAUCAAAUGUUGAACCAUUAGAUCUACUUUGUUGUACCUUUUUAAUUUGAGCUGCCAGGGAUUUGAUCAGAAGCCAUAAUGUGCAGAGGCCUCAGUGGUUGACGGUGUUUAUCUGCACGGAGAAUAAUUAAUAGAUACAGUCACAUUCCAGACUCCUGAAGUUCAAACUGUUUUAUUUAUUGCACUGACUUCAGGUUUGUUCAGCGACACAGUGAAACAACAGAUACAAGCUGUGAUACUGCUCAACCGCUCACUUAGGUUUUUCAGUGUAAGGGACUAUUGUAUUAGAUUUAGAUACACUGUCACGCAUGCUUUUACUUUUCUUCUUCUGUAGCAAAUCCAAACUGAAAUGUUUUUAUAAGCAGAGCAUUGAUUGCAUUUCAUUGUUGAUUGCGUUGUUGCUUGUUUACGCUCUUUUUACACUGUUUUCUUAAAUAAAACAAUCAAAGCCA
Messenger RNA from Mugil cephalus (flathead mullet), 2860 nucleotides. Its product is annotated as probable ATP-dependent RNA helicase DDX17. Bases 244 to 2178 code for a protein of 644 amino acids. Gene Ontology annotation, cellular component: ribonucleoprotein complex; nucleus; cytoplasm. Gene Ontology annotation, biological process: alternative mRNA splicing, via spliceosome. NCBI's taxonomy places the organism in Eukaryota, Metazoa, Chordata, Actinopteri, Mugiliformes, Mugilidae. The record is from RefSeq and is a predicted model, not a curated record. The transcript has 13 exons. Gene Ontology annotation, molecular function: RNA binding; RNA helicase activity; ATP binding.